Molecule: messenger RNA, 1277 nt
Organism: Diospyros lotus (date-plum)
Lineage: Eukaryota; Viridiplantae; Streptophyta; Magnoliopsida; Ericales; Ebenaceae
Product: protein IRX15-LIKE-like
Exons: 2
Coding region: 101-1060 (319 amino acids)
Biological process (GO): xylan biosynthetic process
Source: RefSeq, a predicted model, not a curated record
UGCGUCGUCUUUAAAAUCACUCCCAUUCUUUCAUUCUCUCCCGGAGAUCUUCUUCGUCCCCAUCUCCAAGUCUCUGUCUCUCUCUGUGAACUGAUCGGAAAUGAAGAACUACGUUAAUGGCAACACAAGGCUCAUCUUGCUUCAUCCCUACAUCCAGAAGCAAGGAAGCUCCUGCAGCCGCCCAUGGAUUCUGGCCUUCAUCUCUCUCUUCACCCUAGCCUUCCUCCUCACCCUCAUCUACACCGGCCGCGACUCCAUCGCCACCACCGUCACCACGGCUGCCUACUCUGUCGCCGCAGGUUCCUCCUCCUCUGCUGUCCCCCCCUCCCCCCCGCUGCCGAAAUCCGUCGUCAAGGCCCUCCUCCACUACGCAUCCAGCGCUAACACCACCCACCGCAUGUCCUACGCGGACGUCAAGCCCAUCGCCGACGUCCUCCGCCACUGCGCCACCCCCUGCAACUUCCUCGUCUUCGGCCUCACCCACGAAACCCUCCUUUGGAAGGCCCUCAACCCGCGCGGCCGCACCGUUUUCAUCGAUGAAAACCGUUACUACGCCGCCUAUGUGGAGGAGAAGAACCCGGAGAUCGAAGCCUACGACGUCCAGUACACCACCAAAGUGAGCGAAACGAAGGAGCUCUUAGACUACGCGAGAAAGCAAGCGAGAAAUGAGUGCCGGCCGGUGCAAAACCUCUUGUUUUCCGACUGCAAGCUCGGCCUGAACGAUCUUCCGAACCAGCUCUACGAAAUGGAUUGGGAUGUCAUCCUGGUGGACGGGCCUAGAGGGUACUGGCCUGACGCGCCAGGCCGGACGGCCUCAAUCUUCACCGCCGGCGUGCUGGCCAGGAGCAAGAAAGGCGGCAACGGAAAAACCCAUGUAUUUGUUCACGACUUCGAGUGGGAGGAGAAUCGAGUUCCGAGCGACGAGUUUCUGUGCAAAGAGAACAUGGUGAAGGCGAAGAACAUGCUCGGGCAUUUCGUUCUGGAGAGAAUGGAGGAGAGUAGCCUCCAGUUCUGCCGCAGUAGUCACAGUUCGUCUUCGUCGGCCCCAUCGUCUUCCUGAUCGUCAUAAUCGCCAUUAACGAACAUUCAAUAAAAGUGAUGAAAGAGAGAAUAAUGAAGUACUCAUGGAUUAUGGAAGCCGCAAGGGCUGCGUCAGAUUUGUGUAGUAAGAUGGAUCGUUUUGAUAUUGCUCUUUACAUGCGCCGUGUCUGGUCAGAGUUUUUUUUUUGUAAUCAUUAGAAUUACAAACAUUAAUAUCAUCAACUCAUUAUUUAUCA